AAAAUAUUCUUUAUGAUGUCUUUUCAGUAUUAGUAAGUGUAGUAUGUUUAAAAAUUGUUAGCAAAUAGUUUACCAAAAACAAACAAACAAACAAAAAUCAGCCCACAGAAUCAGAUAAAAUGUUUCAGAUAUGGUGGAUGCUUGCUCACUUUAUAAGUGCUUAAGAUGGAUAUUUAUACCAUGACUUGUGAGAAACUAUUGGCUGUGGGCUGUGAGAAAUAGCACCAAGACUAUGUAAUUGAAGAGGAAGUGCCUCCCACUGAUUCGGUGGAUCCUGUUUAAUUUUUAUAGUAAUUACAUAGAGUAAUAUUUUGUCUUCCCAUUGAACUAUACUUUUGACAGAUUAUACUUCAUUUCACUUCAAACCCUAACUUUAUGUUCGCCUAAAAAGUGUGAAGGUAGACGUUUCCAAGAAAAUAGCCUUAGAAUUGUUCUGAGUAUUCAUUAAUAUAAAAAUAUUGAACUUUGAGAAUUUUAAAAGAAAGUGAAAAAUUACCUUAAAUGACAUUAUGCUGAUGUUACAUAUGCUCUUUCUCUUUGACUUAAAAUACUAUUUCAGCCAUCCAUGUAUUAAACAUUUUGAAAUAGCUAUAGUAGUAGUGAUGAUAGUUAUUUUUCUCUAGAACUCAGCCUCUUCACAGAUGAUUUUGUGUUCUGAGUUAAACAAGUUCAAUGGCAUAAAUAAGUCUAAAUGAAAAAACGGUUUGAAAGUAGUAUUUACCUUUUUAAUUCUGAUAGCUCGGUUUUUAUAGUAUUGUUAUAUGCUUCAAGGAAGCCAAAUAAAUUUUCAUUUUGGUGCAGUGAGUUUAUUUCUCAUUGUCGAGCAGAACAUCUUUCUUGUAGUGCUCAAUAAAUAUUUGACCAGGUGUCUUAGAAAUUUAUUACAAAUGCUGAGUAUUAUAAAAGAAUUGGAGUUAGGGCAUGCAGGUUGCCAUUUGUGUGAAAAAUAUGUCUCUUGUGUCAAAAGGAAUUUUAGGUCUUUUUGUUUAAAGGAAUUAAAAUUGGGUUGGGUUUUCUUUUGCACUUCUGUUCUUAUGUCAUAAUUAAUUACAAUGAGCUAUCUAGGAAAUUGUAUCUUAAUUUUAAGUAUUUUAGGAGUUGACAUCUAAUUUUAACUUUUAAAAUAAAAGUGCUAUUUUUCCUUAACUUUGGGAGUCUGUCUUGAAGAGCAUAAGAGCUUCAGGAAGCUGCCUUUUUCUUUUAUUAGGAGAAGUUUACAAAUAAAUACUGCAUUUAAGAUGUUCAGGAAGCUUGUGAGUUGACUUACUUCAUUUGUUACCAGGAUGAUUAAUUCUUCUUUUGCUUUGAUAAGAAAUGGUACUCUAAAAGAGAGCCCUAGAGUUUUGAGUACAACUUUGAGUUAAAAAAAAAAAAAAAGUAGAUACUGUAUAUAUCUGUUCUGGUUAUAAUAUGCUUAUGACUUUUAAGGUUCAUGGGUGGAAAAUAUUUAUUUUUGACUGCUUAAUGUUAAUUUUAAGAAGAUCAACUCUUUUAUUUAAAAGCUAUAUAUUAUCAGUCAUUCUAUAGAAUUAUUUUUAUUUAACAGCUUUAAUAGAAAAAUUAAAGAGAAAAAUUUGAUAUUUAAUGAUACUUUCCCGGGAGGGGGAAGAAAAGAAACUCAAUAAACAGGCUUUCCCCUUCUUAAUCAUCUUUUAUUAUUGGUUUAGGGCACAAACUACUCAAAAUAUUUAAUCUCAGAAAUUUUCUGAAAUCUGAAUUGAACUGAUAUAUGGAUAUAUAAGAUUCAAAUUUUUUAUCUUGAUGCUUUAGUUUUUCCCUGUUGAUAAAUUUCAAAUUCUAAUUUCUAACAAGGAGAAGGAGCUUGACAAUCAGGGAUUUAAAGAGAUCUAACUGAUUAGUCUGUUGUCGCCACUGACAGGCUGUUGGCAAGUGAAGUUUACCUGGUGGAGUGUUAAGUCCCUCCUCCUCUUGUAACUGAUUAGAACUGCUUGCUUAAGGUUGUUUGUUGGGUUAAUGGGAGUAUGGAUAUUAAGAUUACUUAAUAAGAUUUAGUAAUGAUGUGAUGUUACAUUUCUAAAACAAAGACAUUAAUUUUGAUAUUAUGUGCAUCAUUUUUUUAGACCUCCUUAGCUACAUAUUUUGCUCAAGAAACUUUUGGGAAACAGUACAAACAAACUGUAGGACUGGAUUUCUUUUUGAGAAGGAUAACAUUGCCAGGAAACGUGAAUGUUACUCUUCAAGUUUGGGACAUAGGAGGGCAGACAAUAGGAGGCAGGAUGCUGGAUAAAUACAUCUAUGGUGCACAGGGAAUUCUCUUGGUAUAUGAUAUUACAAAUUAUCAAAGCUUCGAGAAUUUAGAAGACUGGUAUACUGUGGUGAAGAAAGUGAGUGAGGAGUCGGAAACUCAGCCACUGGUUGCCUUGGUGGGCAAUAAAAUUGAUUUGGAGCAUAUGCGAACAGUAAAACCUGAAAAACACUUACGGUAUUGCCAGGAAAAUGGCUUUAGUAGCCACUUUGUCUCAGCAAAGACAGGAGACUCUGUCUUCCUGUGUUUUCAGAAAGUUGCUGCUGAAAUCCUUGGAAUCAAGUUAAACAAAGCAGAAAUAGAACAGUCACAGAGGGUGGUGAAGGCAGACAUUGUAAACUACAACCAGGAGCCCAUGUCAAGAGCUGUUAACCCUCCGAGAAGCUCCAUGUGUGCAGUUCAGUGAGCGCAGUGUCUCUGCUGCGGUGUGGCUGCCCUCGCCUCCGCGUGGCCCGAGGGCCUCUGGGAGCUGGCUUAUCAGUGGCCAUGCUGCAGCUCCGUUAACACUUUCCUCCUUUCCUCCCGGCGCCUCUUCACCACGGGCUCCUCACAGCUGCCGGGCCCCUCGGACCGGAAAGAAUGCGCUUCGGGACCACACACUUUGAAUUCAAAAUGGAAAGCCCAUUCUCUGGAAUUAGACUGCUUCAUUGAAAAAGAAUACUGUUGGUUCUCUUUAAUGUCCUCACUUCUUUUUUCCCAGAUGUCAAUUUUUUAAAACAAAUAGGGAAACUACCCAAGUCCUGGUCAUCAGCCAGGAUUUUGCCACAGCAUUUCAUUCUCUUACCUGAACUAUACAUGGCAAAAUGUGCUUCAGAGUGCAGACGCUUAAACAAGUAAUAUAUUUUAUCUACAGAUGCUAAAAAGGCGAUCUUUUGCUGUUUAUUGUGAGAAAAUAUAUAAAGCUGUAUCUAACUGCAAAUGCUUGAAAUAAAACUGUAAUAGAAAUAUUUUUUCCAUUUUGUGACAAAGGACCUAACUUGUUUGUAUUAUAGCUGCAGCUCACGGAGUGUGAGUAUCGCUGUUGUAUUUUAUCACUGUGUCUCGGUCAUUGCACAUUGCGGAAUACUCAUGUCCCAUGCUUCCCAAACUCUGGUGACUGUCCAGUGGGUGCUGCACGUGGACUUGCUCCUGCAGACGGCAUCGAGCGCUCCUGGGACGAGUUGUGACUGUUGUUGGCUCACUGUGGAUCAGGCCUGUACCUGAUGCUCAGGUGUUUUUCUCCUGCUAAUAAAUUUAUUUAAAUUA
Messenger RNA from Miniopterus natalensis, 3511 nucleotides. The record is from RefSeq and is a predicted model, not a curated record. NCBI's taxonomy places the organism in Eukaryota, Metazoa, Chordata, Mammalia, Chiroptera, Miniopteridae.